This is a messenger RNA of Chrysoperla carnea, 2036 nucleotides long. RefSeq names its product sodium-independent sulfate anion transporter (gene Esp). Lineage: Eukaryota; Metazoa; Arthropoda; Insecta; Neuroptera; Chrysopidae. The transcript has 11 exons. Bases 69 to 2036 code for a protein of 655 amino acids. Gene Ontology annotation, cellular component: membrane. The record is from RefSeq and is a predicted model, not a curated record. Gene Ontology annotation, molecular function: sulfate transmembrane transporter activity. Gene Ontology annotation, biological process: transmembrane transport.
GCACGAAGCGUAGUGUUUCAUUUAAUUUAUUCAACGAAUAGUGGCACAAUUGAAAUUUACAUUGCAAAAUGAGGGCUGGCAAUCAUGUCAAUUUAAAUGGUGGAACGGGAGGAUGUUAUACAAAUCCUGAAUACAAUGGUUCCAAUACGAAUUUAAAUCAAGAAAUCAGUGGCGGUUUACAUGGUAGUAAUGAUUUUAUUUUAAUUGAAAAUAAUGAUCGUCGAAAAAGUAGCACGACAAGUGAACGAUUACGUGCAAUGGUACCAUGGGCGACACAAAAAGCGAAAAGUGGUUUAACGAAGAAAAUGUUAUAUAGACGUUUACCGAUUUUAACAUGGUUACCAAAAUAUAAUGGACAAGAUGCUGUGGGUGAUUUAGUAGCGGGUAUUACUGUUGGUUUAACUGUUAUACCACAAUCGUUGGCAUAUUCAAAUAUUGCGGGUUUACCACCACAGUAUGGAUUAUAUGGUUCGUUUCUUGGAUGUAUGAUUUAUAUAAUUUUUGGAAGUUGUAAAGAUAUUCCUAUGGGACCAACGGCUAUUAUUUCUUUGUUAACGUAUCAAUCAAUUCAAGGGUCAGUGGAAAAUGCGGUAUUAUUAUGUUUUCUAAGUGGGAUCGUGAUGGUUCUGAUGGGUGUACUAGGCUUAGGUUUUAUAAUUGAUUUUGUCUCUGGUCCUGUCUCUUCUGGAUUUACAUCUGCUGUAGCUUUAAUUAUAAUUACAUCGCAAGUAAAAGAUAUACUUGGAAUUACAGCCAAAGGUAGUACAUUUGUUCAAAUGUGGAUCUCCAUUUCUCAAGACAUCCAUAACACAUCUAUGUGGGAUAUGCUUGUUGGAUGCACAUGUAUUGUGAUUUUAUUAAUUUUAAGGCUGGUUGCUAAUAUCCAAAUUCAAGAUACUGACGAUGAAGGUUUCCCAAUUGGUGUAAUUAAGACACGAACAAAAAUUAUUAACAAGUCAUUAUGGUUAUUUGGAACAUCACGUAACGCUAUUUUGGUUAUAUUUUGUGGAUUUUUGGGAUAUUUUUAUACAAUGGCAGGCGAUGCACCAUUUAAAAUAAUUGGCUAUAUUCCACCUGGUUUACCAGAAUUCAAAGUGCCAAUAUUUAGCUACGAAACAGAGGGUGGUACUUUAAUGACCUUAUACGAUAUGUGUGCUCAACUAGGAUCUGGCAUUAUCGUAAUUCCCUUGGUGGCUUUAUUAGAAGAUAUUUCCGUUUGUAAAGCUUUUGCUAAUGGUAAAACAAUUGAUGCAACCCAGGAAUUAAUUGCUGUUGGAUUAUCCAAUCUUGGUAAUUCAUUUGUACAAGCAUUCCCUGGUUCUGGAUCAUUAUCACGUAGUGCAGUUAUUAAUUCCAGUGGUGUAAGAACACCAUUAAGUGGACUUUAUACAGGUUUAUUGGUAAUUGGUGCUUUAAUGUUUUUCACACCAUAUUUUUCCUACAUUCCAAAAGCUGCAUUAGCUGCAGUUAUUAUAGCUGCCGUUAUUUUCAUGGUUGAAGUAAAAGUUGUAAAACCAAUGUGGCGAACAAAAAAAAGUGAUUUAAUACCAGGAUUAGCUACAUUUAUAUCAUGUUUAAUAUUCCCAUUGGAAAUGGGAAUUUUGGUGGGAGUUGGUGUAAAUAUUAUAUUCAUUUUGUAUCAUGCAGCAAGACCAAAGAUUACUAUCGAAAAUUUAGUGAGUCGAGGGGGAGUCGAAUAUUUAAUGCUAACACCAGAUCGUUGUUUAAUAUUCCCAUCCGUGGAUUAUGUACGUCACUUAGUCAACAAACAUUCCAUUAAACAAGCUUGUCCUGUUGUAAUCGAUUGUUCUCAUAUUUAUGGUGCUGAUUAUACAGCAGCUAAAGUCAUUGAGUUAAUUACACAAGAUUUUGCUGUACGUGAUCAACCAUUAUUCUUCUAUAACUUAAAACCAAGUGUAAGUUCUGUAUUUGAAGGACUAUCGCCAAGUGACUUUAUUGUAUAUUAUUCCGAGGAUGAAUUAGAUGAAUUAUUGAAAAAUAAAUUUUUCAAAGCGAAAGACAUUUUUAAAGUUUAG